This is a messenger RNA of Topomyia yanbarensis, 1192 nucleotides long. RefSeq lists its product as uncharacterized. The coding region runs from base 267 to 782 and encodes 171 amino acids. NCBI's taxonomy places the organism in Eukaryota, Metazoa, Arthropoda, Insecta, Diptera, Culicidae. The transcript is spliced from 4 exons. The record is from RefSeq and is a predicted model, not a curated record.
AGCGAAAGAGUGGCGCGUGUUUUCCGGUUAUGGACUAAUAAGGAAUAUCCUAGCGGAGUGCUUAUUUUUGUUGGAGAAAGGAUUUUCGCACUAUCUCCCAGGUGCGAUCUGUGGCAUUCGAUCGAUCGAGUUGGUCAGCCCUCGGACAGCUCGAUGAUGAAUGAACUGGUUAAAAAUUUAUGCCGUUAAACUGUGAUUGUUGGCGGCAGGUGUGCAGUUGAACGGCUUUAGUGCAAUAGUUCUUUAAGUUGGAUUUGUGCCAGUUAAUGCAAGGGAUUCAUUUUGACACAAACAUGAAGAGAGCAAUAUUUCAAAUAACUCUUUGGAUGGUGCUGUUGGAGUCAAAUUUGGUGUUUAGUAAACCUGCUGGAGGCAAAACGAGGGAUAAAUCAUUGGAAGUACCACGGAUUUUGGAAGUGCAGUACGACGACUAUCCGAUGGUAGUCCCUAAGCGAGCUGCAAUGCUACUCGAUCGCCUAAUGGUAGCCCUUCACCACGCACUGGAGAAAGACGGUGGAGAGGAUGGUGGGGGACGACCGAUCAACAAGGUUUACCGGGAUGCAAAGUAUGGUGGCCGCCCGGUAACAACUGGGAUGGUAAAGCAGCAGUCGCAGCCACCACCACCGUCAUUACCCGGUAAAACGGAGCAACUGAUGAAGUCCUAUUAUGACGAGGCAGAGGCCGAAGACUCAGAAGUGGACAAUGCGAUACCCGAUGAGCUGGACGAGCUCGAGGGCCGCAAGGAGCUGCUGGACGAAAUGGUAAAAAACGAUUUAUAUUGAUGGACAUCCAAACGAGGGGCACUGAGGACAAAACGAAAAAGGGCCGCUAUUGGAAAUGCUAUUUCAAUGCUGUCAGUUGUUUUUGAAUAGGUCGUAAAUGUUAGAUCGAAAGUAGUAAACGGUUAGAUGUAUGCGACACAACAUAUGCACAAUCAGAACAUUAAUCUUAAAUAGGGGCACUACAUAUGAAGCAGAAAGCUAAUGGACAAGAAAGAACUGAAAAUUUAACAAGGACUAUAACUCAUAACUUGCUGUAUAAUAAAAUUAUACACUAUCACUAACAUUUGAUGCAUGUAACUGUUUUCUUUACGAUCAAAAUAGCUGUUUGUAAAUACAUAUUUUCGUUAAAUAUAUUGACCGGAACAGUUGUUCAGUCAUUUGAUUUUGGUUCUUUCCAUGUCACCAACGUA